Olea europaea var. sylvestris is the source of this 1018-nucleotide messenger RNA. RefSeq names its product expansin-A7-like. Gene Ontology annotation, cellular component: extracellular region. Bases 40 to 831 code for a protein of 263 amino acids. The record is from RefSeq and is a predicted model, not a curated record. Gene Ontology annotation, biological process: plant-type cell wall organization. Lineage: Eukaryota; Viridiplantae; Streptophyta; Magnoliopsida; Lamiales; Oleaceae. The transcript is spliced from 3 exons.
GAAGAGCUAACAAUUUUAGAAAAUUAAGGUAGAAGAAUCAUGGUUUCUUUACUUCAUUCAUGUCAAUUUAGCUUAUUCUUCUUGAUUUUGGCGGUGAUCGAGAAAGCAAGGGCCGGAUACUAUACCCGUGUAUUCCGACCUACGACUUGGCAACUUGCCCAUGCCACAUUCUAUGGGGAUGAAACUGCUUCGGAAACUAUGGGUGGAGCAUGUGGUUAUGGAAACUUGUUCAGCAGUGGGUAUGGCACCGACACGGCGGCGCUAAGCUCAGUCCUAUUCAACAAUGGGUACGGAUGCGGACAGUGCUUUCAAAUCCGUUGUGUUCAAUCGCAAUGGUGUUACAAAGGAUCACCAAUAACUACCGUUACCGCCACCAACCUUUGCCCGCCAAACUGGGCUAAAGACUCCAAUAACGGUGGCUGGUGCAAUCCGCCACGAACCCACUUCGACAUGUCGAAGCCAGCAUUCAUGAAAAUUGCUCAAUGGAAGGCUGGGAUUGUACCUGUCAUGUUCCGCAGAGUGCCAUGUGUUAGGAAAGGCGGCCUUCGAUUCACCUUCCAAGGGAACGGCUACUGGCUACUUGUGUACGUGAUGAACGUUGCCGGUGGCGGAGAUAUCUCCCAAAUGUGGGUGAAGGGAAGCAAAACAGGGUGGAUAAGCAUGAGCCACAAUUGGGGAGCUUCAUACCAAGCAUUUGCUACUCUUGGAGGGCAAGCCCUUUCUUUCAAGAUAACUUCAUACACGUCCCAUGAGACUAUUAUUGCAUGGAAUGUUGCCCCUUCCAAUUGGCAAGUAGGAAUGACUUAUAGUGCCAAUGCCAACUUCCAUUGAUACUUAACACUAUAUCUAGAUGUUUUACGGUGCUCGAAAGCAAUUUAAAAGUAACUUUUAAGUAUAGUACAAAAUGCUGACCAUCACAUCUUUUUGUAUGUAAAGCCAUGAGGCUACGCCUUUAUGUCAUAUGUAAUGUUGUGCAUUUUUUUUUGUCUUUCAUGAAAGAAUCGUGUAAUUUUUUCUU